Musa acuminata subsp. malaccensis (wild Malaysian banana) is the source of this 616-nucleotide messenger RNA. The record is from RefSeq and is a predicted model, not a curated record. NCBI's taxonomy places the organism in Eukaryota, Viridiplantae, Streptophyta, Magnoliopsida, Zingiberales, Musaceae.
GGCUGAAUGGUCAUAGAUGCACCCAUUAUAACUCGCCCUCCUCCAAACUCCGUUUCCCGAAGAGGCCGUCAAUUUCUGCGCGAGCUGUGUGUAUCGAUCUUGAUAGCUCAGCUUCAGUCAAUCUGAUGUCCCGUUUACGUAAUGUGGCACUUGCAACAGGCUUGCUGGCCUUUGCAGCAGCUGGCUUAUUAUUUCCAUUCUUCCUCGUGACAUCAAGAAGUAAACCCAUAAUUGAUGCUUCAAAGCCUCUGCCACCUCAGGCUACUUUUAGAGGGCCCUAUGUCAAUACAGGAUCUCAUGAUAUUGGGCCAGACACCACCACAUAUACCAAAAAAUGACUCUUUUUUCUGGUUUCUGCAAUCUUUCAGGGUUGCCUAGAGAGAAACAGUUUAAUGUGUAUGAUGCUUCUUGUCAUCCAUCCUACAUGAAGAUCACAUUUGAUGCCAAAUUUCUUUAUGAAUUUUAGGGUCUUUUUGUUCUAGAGAAUACCAGAUUGUUGUUUACUGUGUUCACGGACUGGUGCCUCGCCUUUUGCUUUCACGGUAACUUGAGUUGUAUGAUCAAUUGUUCCAUUGUUUCUCUUGAUGAUAAUACUUUUCCUAUCGCUUGUCUUGCA